Amaranthus tricolor (Joseph's coat) is the source of this 1758-nucleotide messenger RNA. RefSeq names its product ethylene-responsive transcription factor RAP2-12-like. The record is from RefSeq and is a predicted model, not a curated record. The coding region runs from base 252 to 1421 and encodes 389 amino acids. Gene Ontology annotation, biological process: regulation of DNA-templated transcription; ethylene-activated signaling pathway. NCBI's taxonomy places the organism in Eukaryota, Viridiplantae, Streptophyta, Magnoliopsida, Caryophyllales, Amaranthaceae. Gene Ontology annotation, molecular function: DNA-binding transcription factor activity; DNA binding. The transcript is spliced from 2 exons.
AAAAAUUCCCACUAUUCUUAAGGUGUCCACAUACCUAUCGCAAAUAGACGCGGCUUCUCUCCAUCCCUCUUAUAUUAAUACUCCUACAAUACAUCCCAAGUCAUUUCAUUUCCCCAAUCUUACUCCAUUUUCGUUUACAAAUACCCAUUAAUAGAAAAUAAAAUCUUCAAGAAAACUAAAUCCUUUCAGUUUUUCGAGUUACAGCUUUCAUUUCAUAAAAGAUAAGAGUACAACUAGAGUAAUAGUCAAUCAUGUGUGGUGGAGCAGUUAUUUCCGAUUAUAUACCGCCGGGCAGAUCUCAUCGUUUGACUGCUGAUUAUUUAUGGCCUGAUCUCAACGCUGUUAACACUAAAAAGGGUAACAAUGGCUAUUCUAAGCCCUUGAGAUCUGGGGUUAUCAAUCUUGAAGAAGAUAAUGAUGAUGAUCAAGCUUUUGAAGCUGAUUUUCUUGAUUUUAAAGAUGAUUCUGAUGAAGAAAGUUUCAUGUCUACUCCUCAUUUUAAUUCCUUCUCCUUUGGGGAUUUCAAGUCUAAACAACCCUCUAAUGGAUUGAAGCCAACUGAAUUUAAUAGUCAGGCCGAGAAAUCAGCCAAGAGAAAGAGAAAGAACCAGUACCGUGGUAUCAGACAACGCCCAUGGGGUAAGUGGGCAGCUGAGAUCCGUGACCCAAGGAAGGGUGUUCGGGUUUGGCUUGGAACCUUCAACACUGCUGAAGAAGCUGCUCGAGCGUAUGAUGCUGAGGCACGCAGAAUCCGCGGUAAGAAGGCCAAGGUGAAUUUCCCGGAGGAAGCUCCAGUAGCAUCUGCUGCUCCUAGGCGUACUGCAAAAUCCCGCUCUAAGAAACCUGCUGCCAAGAUGAAUUCAACCACUCCUCCCUCACAGAAUAUUAGCCAGAACUUCAACAUCUUGAACAAUGCCGAGAAUGAGUAUUUCAAUAAUUUCGCAUUUGUCGAAGAGAAACCACAACUAAUUCCUGCUGUUGGGGAGUUAGAAUUCAAACCCUUUUCCGCCCCAUCUGAUGCUGCUGCUGCUGCUCUUUAUUUCAACUCGGAUGAAGGAAGCAACUCUCUUGAUUAUUCCGACUUCAGCUGGGUAGAGAACGGCCCUAAAACUCCCGAAAUUUCGUCAUUCUUUGCUGCAGCCCUCGACAACGAGGACGUUCAAGUCCUUGAUGAUGGGAAUGCUGCAAAGAAAAUGAAAUUCGCUUCAGAGGAUGCUUUACCCUUGGAGCAGAACAAUGAAAGGAGCCUAUCUGAGGAACUUUCUGAUGCUGAGUUUGAUAGGUUCUUAGAGACCACCCCGUAUCUCGAUGAGAACUGGGCUAUCAAUGCUUUCCUUGGAAGCAAUGCAACUAAUGACGGUCUUAACCCGAUGGAUCUAUGGAGCUUCGAUGAUCUUCCCACUUUGGGAGGAGUGUACUGAGCUCAGUGUGCGGGUUAGCUCGCCUUCUUUAUGUAAAUAAAACAAGUUAGUUUCUGUCUUUGGUUAACUAGUCUUUGUAUUCCGGGUUUUAAAUUUUAACCCAGAUGAGGUGAUGCGCAUCUAUGUUUGUUUGAUUUUCAGAAGCGUCUGCUCGUGAGGUGAUUUUAAUAGAAGUAUAUGAGAAUGCAUAGUUGUGUUUGGCAGCUGCAGUUCUAAUAUGGGAGUACAUAAGUAACAUUAGGUUUGCCCUUCCAUUUGAGACUCUAUUAUGUUUAAAAGCUUGUAUUUGCUGUAUUUAUUGACAUAAUGAAGGUAAAACCUUUAUGCUUUCAACAUG